This is a messenger RNA of Hylaeus volcanicus, 4014 nucleotides long. Its product is annotated as zinc finger protein 345-like. NCBI's taxonomy places the organism in Eukaryota, Metazoa, Arthropoda, Insecta, Hymenoptera, Colletidae. The record is from RefSeq and is a predicted model, not a curated record. Gene Ontology annotation, molecular function: RNA polymerase II cis-regulatory region sequence-specific DNA binding; zinc ion binding; DNA-binding transcription factor activity. Gene Ontology annotation, biological process: regulation of transcription by RNA polymerase II. The coding region runs from base 697 to 2949 and encodes 750 amino acids. The transcript is spliced from 3 exons. Gene Ontology annotation, cellular component: nucleus.
AAAACAAUAAAAUUCAGUAAAAAAUUUUUCUUGAAAUAUGUAUGACCAUUUGAAAGUGUUCGAGUAAUGUAUGAAAUAUUUUCUCGUGUCGUCACAACUUAAAGAGACAAUUAUUAAGCAGGUUAUUUUGUGCGAGACACCCUGUAUAUCUUGUUACGCCUCUUAUUAUAGGCCACAUCUAACUUCUUAUAUUGUGCGGUUGUAUUCUAAUACACGAAACAAAAUCGUUGCGUAUAGUAGCAAUUAUCAAAGUGUUCGGCUACGUGAUACUCGGCUUUUCUUUGUAUUGACCCAUCCAAUAGUUUUCGUUUCGCAAGUCCACUAUACGCUUGUUUUGCGAAUUCGUUUCAGAUUGCUCUCAACUUUCGUAGUAGGUUUUAACGGAUAUCUAGAGAAGCCAUUGAACAAAAGGGUAGAGAAGUGUUAAAUUUUUCUCGUAGAACGGUUUCGCAGAAACGACAAACAUAGAAUCAACAAUGAAACGUGUGACAUUGUUCCUUGGCAUACGGUAAAAAUUUCAUGGAAACUGUGCAUCGUAAAAAUUCGAGAAAUAUAGACUUUUCAAAGAAGCUUCACUCUAAUUCGUCUGGGCAUCACUGCUAAGACAUUGUCUCACAUCGUGGCAUGUUUUCGUGGUGCACAAAAGAUCCGAAGGAAGUAUACAACAGAUAAAUUAUUUCUUACUUUCAGUAAGCAAUGACAGGAUACUUUGAUUUGCCAUUUAAUAUGGACAGAAUAUGCAGAAUUUGCCUUACAGAGGGUACUAAUUUAUCUCCUAUUUUUUGUGGAGAUCAAGAAGUAAGUGACUUUUCGGGUCUUCCACAAAAGAUACAAGUUUGUGGGUCGAUAGAAAUUCACGAACAGGAUGGAUUACCUUCGUUAAUUUGUGAUAUUUGCAUUUAUAAAGCAAGCGUUGCUCAUGAAUUUAGACAACAAUGUCAACAUUCUGAUGCCAAGUUACGAAUGUAUUAUAAUAAACCAAUGAAGACGACUACCAUGGACAAAAACAAGCAAAUAGAAUUGAAAACAAAAACAGCAUUACCAAAAAAACAAGUCAACGAAGGGGACUAUUUUGUAAAAGAAGAACAACAAGUAGCAUCAAAUUCUCAAGAAUAUGUGCAAAGUAACUCAUAUUCGAGAGAUGAAACCAGCUUAAGCACUGAAACGAUUGACAUGCAAGAUGAUAAACUUUUCAUAUGUUCCAUGGAAUUUGAAGGAUCUAAGGAAACUGAAAAAGAACCUUGCAUCUCAGAGAAUAACAUAAGCCAAACUUCUCCAACACAAGGAAAUAGCGAUUGUAUUUCAGAAACUAUAGAUACACAAGAUAAACUAGAAGAAAAUCAAGAUAUUAAUCAGAAUACAAAAGAAACAGACAAAAAACAAGAAGAUGAGUUUCUCGAUGAAAGUAUACUAAAUGAUAACAUUACAGAAGAAGAGAAGACUCCACAAAAACGUACAUCUACCAGGAAAAUGAAAUCAGUGACGGCUAAAGCUUACAGCGAAGAUGAAAUGGAUGAUAAUUAUUAUGACCCAGGUAGUGAUAGUCAAGACUCUGAUAAAUCAAAAUUUAAAUGCAAAGUAUGUUCAAAAUUUUAUGGUACACAAAAAGGUUUGAAAAAGCAUUCACUCGUUCACGAAAAAAAAUAUAAAUGCGAUAUCUGCUUAAAAAUGUUUUACAAGCAGGAGAAUAUGGAAAAUCAUAAAAAGAUUCAUGCAGCAAAACCUCUUGCAUGUAAAUUAUGUCAUGCAUCAUUCUCUAAACCUCAAGGCUUUGCACGUCAUUUGAAAUCCCAUACAGAAAAAUUAAACAACAUGAUUAAACAAAUCAAUACAGACGAACAAAAGGAUAACAAAGAACCAAAAAAAGAAAUGAAACUUGAAGAUGAUACAGAUGAUGAAAGUGGUACUAUGAACGAAAUCGAUGAAUUUGAAAAUGCACCUGAAUUGUACAAAUGUGAUGUUUGUAGUCAACAUUGUUCUAGUUUAAAAAAUCUAAAAAGACAUUCUCUUGUACAUGGAGAUAAAAAGUAUUCCUGUACCGUGUGUAAAAAAUGGUUCUUUAGACCUGAUACAUUAAAAAAACAUGCAGAAAAACAUGGUCACGGAUUGUUAGAUAAUUUAGUAGAUGAUAAUAAAUUCUUCGAUUCUGAUGAUGACUCUUUCCCAGAUACUACAAGGAAUGCUCUGCAAGAGAACGAAAGCGUUAAAAAAGAAGAAAGUGACGAGGAUGGUUCUGGUGAAUACAAAUGUCAACAUUGUGAUAAAGUCAUGGCAACAAAAAAAGGUCUUCGACGUCAUGUAUCAAUGCAUAAGCCAAAACCUGAACCAGUUUCAUGUGAAAUUUGUAGGAAAGUUUGCGCUAGUCAAGCUCGUCUUGUUCUUCAUCAAAGGACGCAUAAACCGAAAGAAAAGAUUCCCAGAGAAUAUUUGUGUCACAUAUGUAGUAAAGUAUAUCCAAGUAAUUCUUCUCUCACGUAUCAUAUGAGAACUCAUACCGGCGUAAAACCACACGUGUGUAAAACUUGCAAUAGUGGAUUUACUACAACAACCAGUUUGGCUAACCAUAUUAGGAUUCAUACAGGUGACAAACCAUUUGUUUGUCAUGUCUGUAGUGCAGCAUUUGCUGUAAGUUCAGCUUUUAGACGACAUUUGACUAGACAUACGGGUGAAGCAAAUUAUCUCUGUAAAACAUGUGGUAAAGCGUUCAAGAGACUUAGUACUUUAAAAGAACAUACAUACACACAUUCUGGUGAAAAGCCAUAUGUAUGUAAAACAUGUGGCGCCGCAUAUAGUCACAGUGGUAGUUUGUUUGCACAUCAAAAGCGUUGUCGAGCUCAAUAUGGUGAAAUGGUUGUAGACGAACAUCACCAUGCAGUUGCUCAUCAUAUUCAUGUGAAUAAUGUACAAUCUGCAGUGCGGUCGCUUGCUGUGAUAGGACAAAUGUUUUAAAAAAAUGCAAUUCAUUGUAUCAAAACUAAUGAUUUUAAUUGUGCAUCAUAAUGAAUAUAUAGACUGUUAAAAGACUAUAGAGUGUGCUACGAUUUUCAUGGUAUAUAAUACAGCAUUAUUGUAGAAAUCGUGCACUUGUGUAAAUAUAUAAGCAACUUCUUUUUUACAGAGAAAUAAUUAUUUAAAUACUCAUACAUAAUUAAUCAACCUAUCCAGACUAGUGCUUUAAUGGUAGAAAAUUUAUCUUUUCAUAUAAUAAUUAAAUGUUUAUUGUGUGAAUAUUUUCUUAUCUAAUUAAGAUUGACUUCAAUAAUGAUUGUAUGACUUGAGUAUAUAGGUAUGUACAUGUAACUUAAAUGCAUAGUGUUAUACAUGUUUGUAUAUCACCAUACUACAACAGAAAAUUGUACAUUAGCAAAAAAUUUUUGUUUCUUUUGACCCUUUUUAUUGAAAAAUUUAUUACAUUCCUAUUUUAAACACUUGGUUCAUGUUAUAUAUCAUUACUGCAUUCAUAAUAUCGUAUUUAGAGGGUACUAGUGAAUUGAAAGAUAAUUUAAAGCACUAGUUUAGGCACGUGAUUAAAAUAUGAAAAUUUAAUUUUUAAAAAGUAGAUAUACAAGGUAAAUAAUCAAAAUUACAUCUAUGUACUGGUCUCACAUAUAUAAUAUUUUGGUCUGAGUUAUAAUUUCCAUUGAAAUUAUAAUUCAUAUUUAUUACAUAUGUCAACAAAUUUGUAUACACGAGGCAUGUACAAACAUCUAUAAACAUUACUUGUUAUUCAUACACUACAAAAAAAGAGACUGAUUCUCGUUUAUAUAAAUGCAUUAAUGAUGAGAAAACAUUUUAUAACCCAUACUAAAAGUAAUUAAAGUUAUAUUGUGCUUUUUGUAGUACCGAUACAUGUAUUAUUUAGUCUUCAGUCUUUGAUACAAUCUGUGUUACAUCUAAUUCAUUAAAAGACAUUAGUUUUAUAUUUGCUACAGAUGUUAGAUCUAUGUUAACUUACAACCAAUUUUGCAAAGUACUACCACUACAUUCAUUGAAUGUAAGUAUAAUUUUAUUAUU